GAAAUGGAAACCUGGUGGGUUGAAUUAAUAUGUGCCCCCAUGAGAGAUCUAAUCCUCUCUAUAAUCCAGUUGGAGUAGAGUGGAGAUAGUUACUGUCAUGUAGAACCAAUUACAGUAUGGACUUAUAGCCAGUCUUUACUCCAUAGAAUACAGUAAUUUUAUGAUGGAGAAACAACCCCUAGCCCACCUACCCUCUAGGCACUUGGGUAGAUCUGCAAGGAUGGGGUCUGGAUCUAUACUGAACAGAAAUGUCAACGCAACAUGCAACGAUUUUACUGAAUUACAGUUCAUAUAAGGAAAUCAGUCAAUUGAUAAAUUAAUACGGCCCUAUGGAUAUCAGGACUGGCUGCACCCCUUCCCAAUCAGAAUGUGUUUUUCCCCACAAAAGGGCUUUCUUACAGACAUAAAUACUCCUGUUUUAUCAGGUGUAUGGAUGCCGCAGGUGAAGAAGCCACAUGUGCAGGUUUGGGCUGGCGUGUUUAUACGUGAUCUGUGGUUGUGAGGGCGGUUGGACGUAGUGCCAAAUACUCUAAAACAACAUUGGAAGCGGCUUAUGGUAGAGAAAUGAACAUAAACUUCUCUGCCAACGGCUCUGAUGUACAGUUGAAGUCGGAAGUUUAUAUACACUUAGGUUGGAGUCAUCAAAACUAUUGUUUUUUCAACCACUCCACAAAUGUUUCUAGUUUUGGCAAGUCAGUUCGACAUCUACUUUGUGCAUGACAAGUAAUUUUUCCAACAAUUGUUAAGACAGAUUAUUUGACUUACAAUUCACUGUAUCACAAUUAGCGUGGGUCAGAAGUUUACAUACGUUCCAGAAAAUGGUGUCAUGUCUUUAGAAGCUUCUGAUAGGCUAAUUGACAUAAUUUGAGUCAAUUGGAGGUGUACCUGUGGAUGUAUUUCAAGGCCUACCUUCAAACGCAGUGCCUCUGCUUGACAUCAUGGGGAAAUCAAAAGAAAUCAGUCAAGACCUCAGAGAAAAAAACUGCCUGAAGGUACCAAGUUCAUCUCUACAAACAAUAGUAUGCAAGUAUAAUCACCAUGGGACCACGCAGCCGUCAUACCACUCAGGAAGGAAACACGUUCUGUCUCAGAGAUGAACGUAGUUUGGUGAAAAUGUGCAAAUCAAUCCCAGAACAACAGCAAAGGACCUUGUGAAGAUGCUGGAGGAAACCAGUACAAAAGUAUCUAUAUCCACAGUAAAACAAGUCCUAUGUUCACAUAACCUGAAAGGCCGCUCAGCAAGGAAGAAGCCACUGCUCCAAAACCGCCAUAAAGAAGCCAGACUACGGUUUGCAACUGCACAUGGGUUGAAGAUCUUACUUUUGGAGAAAUGUCCUCUGGUCUGAUAAAACAAAAAAUAGAACUGUUUGGCUAUAAUGACCAUUGUUAUGUUUGGAGGAAAAAGGGGGAGGCUUGCAAGUCAAAGAACACCAUCCCAACCGAGAAGCACGCGGGUGGCAGCAUCAUGUUGUGGGUGUGCUUUGCUGCAGGAGGGACUGGUGCACUUCACAAAAUAGAUGGCAUCAUGAGGUAGGAAAAUAUGGAUAUAUUGAAACAACAUCUCAAGACAUCAGUCAGAAAGUUCAAGCUUGGUCGCAAAUGGGUCUUCCAAAUGGACAAUGACCCCAAGCAAACUUCCAAAGUUGUGGCAAAAUGGCUUAAGGACAACAAAGUCAAGGUAUUGGAGUGGCCAUCACAAAGCCCUGACCUCAAUCCCAUAGAAAAUUUGUGGGCAGAACUGAAAAAGCGUGUACAAGCAAGGAGGCCUACAAACCUGACUCAGUUACACCAGCUAUGUCAGGGGGAAUGGGCCAAAAUUCACCCAACUUAUUGUGGGAAGCUUGUGGAAGACUACCGAAACAUUUGACCUAAGUUAAACAAUGUAAAGGCAAUGCUACGGAAUACUAAUUGAGUGUAUGUAAACUUCUGACCGACUGGGAAUGUGAUGAAAGAAAUAAAAGCUGAAAAAUCACUCUACUAUUAUUCUGACAUUGCACAUUCUUAAAAUAAAGUGGUGAUCCUAACUGACCUAAGACAGGGAAUUGUUACUAGGAUUACAUGUCAGAAAUGAUGAAAAACUGAGUUUAAAUGUAUUUGGCUAAGGUGUAUGUAAACUUCCUGCAGACAGCGUACCAACUGCAGUCUCCCUUAACUUGAGACAAGUGGCAUUGAUCAUGCUGUUUCAUCAACUUCUUGAUAUGCCACACCUGUCAGGUGAAUGGAUUUUCUUGGCAAAUGAGAAAUGCUCACUAACAGGGACAUAAACAGAUUGGUGCAGAAAAUUUGAAGGAAAUAAGCUUUUUGUGCGUAUGAAACAUUUCUGGGAUGUUCUAUUUCAGCUCAUGAAAAAGGGGAUCAACACUUUACAUGUAGCAUUUAUAUUUUUGUUCAGUAUAACAUGACAAAACAUCCUAGCCUAUUGGAUGGCAUGGAGAAGAUUCUACCAUAUUGGUUUUACCUGUCCAAUUCUCCCAGGGCUGAAUCUCAAUAGUCUAAAGUGGAUAUCUCCUCUCCAUCUGCACUGAUCUGAAAACUACAGGACAGUUCAAAGCAGUAUGGUGGAUGCCUUCUGGGAUUUUGUUUCCUCUGUCCAGCUCUUUCACAUUAGUGGAGAAGAAAGGAGACAGCAGAUGCAAAUGAGCUGUUAGUUAAAUCUGGUGCAACACAUUUCUCACUAUUACUGACACUUGUGUUUUUGUUGAACAUUGUCUAAUGUUGGCGUCUAAUAAGGACAACUAAAGUGGGAAAGGGGAUACCUAAUCAAAGUCAAUGAGACCAACAUUACAGGCCUGCUACCCAGGCCAUGAUUGAGAGGGGCUAAAUUAUACAAAGAUAGGGCGAUCUAUUAACCUAUUGGCCCGAGCGAGAAAGAGAGUCAGCAUAUCCAGAGGUAGAGAGACACUUAAGAGGGCUUAUCAUCCUCUAAUGGACUUGUAGGCGAUCGAUCAGCAUUCAAGGGUAGUAAUCCAAUACCACAAUGCACUAUCAGGAAGUUAGGAGAUCCAUUUACAUUCUCUAUAAUCUCUUACAGAGCUUCAAGCUCUCCAAGAUAUUACAAUAUGCCAAUGUUGAAAAACAUUAUGACAUUGAAGAGUCAGUAUAAAUCUAUAUUUCUCACUUGAACGUACAGGGAUAGUUCUGACAUUCAUAAACAGUUUUAUCACCAGAUUUAUAUGCCCAGUGCGUUAUUGUCAUAACAGCCAUAUAAAACUAUUUCAAAGCCAUAAAAUCUUAAUAAUCUAUUCAAAUGUCCCCCACACUUCACAUACAACAUCACUGCCAGUUCUAGUACUUCAGAUCAGAGGUCGAUGGUCAUCUAAAUAAGGUUGUGACACCCUGUCUGUGUGAACAAUGGCAGGUCAUAGUAGUAGGAUUGUGUGGAGAGGGCAAGAGAAUACUGAGCCUUUGAUGUAGCUCUGCACGCUCUCUUCUCCCUCGUGGGCCUAUCACCUGGUUGCCAUGAUAACCACCCUCCCACCACACGCACACACACUUCUCUCUGUCUUUCUCACUGUGCGGGCAUGCCAGGCCUUAUUCAACUUGACCAGAAGAGAAGCGUAGCAUGUGCAAAACGGCCUGCACAAAGCCCUGGCCAAGCAAAACCCUUUGUUGUCGUCCUGUUUAGUCUCUCUACAGCCAAAGCCCAGAAUCAGCAGUGCCAACAGUUGAAGGGAAAGUGCCCACCCAGCAAAAGCCCUAAGUCCCCCAUUGUGUGUCCUUUGUGUGGCAAGCCUCGCGAUACUUUCCAGCACGGCCCCGGACGUAUAUAUUGAGGUGUCCAACUUUUUUACUGUUACACUUUACUUGUGGGCCAGGUUGGACAGUAUCCAGUGGAAAUGUCGCAGUAUUCUGGAAAGGUAAGCUGCACCUGGGUCUUCUUGUAUACACACGGCAUCAGGUAGGUUACCACUGGGACAUAACUGACUGGAUAGCCAGGCCAGGUCUCCCUUGAAAAAUAGGUAUUUGGACCUUACUGGGACUACCAGGUAAAGUUUAGAGAGAACUCCAGCCAAUAAACAUAUAGGUUUGGGAGUGUAUGCAUUUAACAGGUAGUGUAGGUGUGAUAAAAUGAGUUUGGAAAUUUGGAGGCAAUCCCUGGUGAAAAUGUGAGAUUUGGAGAUUGUUCUGAUUAGUGCCAUAAUUCUGUUUGUCUUGCUGGGAGAAAUGUUAAAUCUGUCAAGGGAGUUAAAUGAUUAUAUCUAAAAGAGCAAGUCCUGGGAGCAUUUAUUUAAUUUAAACAAUCAGUGGCCGGUAUGGAUAAUUAGUUGGUGGCUGGCCAAUAGGAAUAGACAUACCAUAGUCUUGUAUGCAUAAUGCUGCUAAAGCCAACUCUAGUCUUUUAUUAAUAGCUGCAGUUGGUUUCAACACAUAAAUACAGCAUGGAAACAGACUGCAUGGCAACAUCUGGAAAGCUGAAGCGUUAAAGUUUCCGCGAUUAGAAAUGAAAAGGUAACAUCCGGUUGAGGCGACAUAUGCAGCGUUUACCUUGAAUGAAGUCUUCUCUAAAGCGGAAACAUUGCGUUUAAAUUUCAAUCACGCUGUAAAGCUGAACUUCCGCGAUGUGGAUUGAAUAGACACUCCAGUGACAAAGUGGCCGUUAAGCGUCUAGCCUGGGAUCCAAACUCAAGUGAACAAUAAAACGAAAUGGAGCAAUGGAGUUUGAACGAUUUCAAAUAGUAUUUGGAUGCAAAUACUUUAAGCGUUUGCUUUAGCCUGCCUGCCUGCAGUGGCAGCUGGGUGGGGGUUGCACUUUUGGGAUUUUUCUAUGGGUUGCAUUGCAACAGACAAGCCAAUUAUAUUAUAAUGAUGUUAAAUAUUAUUUGAUCCCAGGCUAUUCUUCCUCGACCUCCCCACCCUAACUAAUGAACUGUGAUAUUAACCUCCUCACCCACCCAACACAGAUCACCUUCUACGAGGGAAAAUGCUUCACCGGCAGGCAGCUGGAGGUCAGGGGCGACUGCGAUAACUUCCAGGACCGUGGCUUCAUGAACCGCGUCAACUCCAUCCGUGUGGAGAGCGGAGCCUUCCGCUGCUUCGACCACCCCGACUUCAAGGGACAGCAGUACAUCCUGGAGCACGGCGAAUACCCAGAGUUCCAGCGUUGGAACAGCCACAACGACCACAUGGGCUCCUGCAAGCCCAUCAAGAUGCACGGCGAGCACUACAGAAUGGAACUGUUCGAGGCCUGUAACUUCUCUGGCCAGUGUGUGGAGGUCUGUGACGACUGCCCCUUCCUGCAGAGCCGUGGCUUCAGCAAGAGCUGCAUCAACUCCAUCAAGGUCUACGGAGACGGAGCCUGGGUGAUGUACGAGGAGCCUAACUUCCGCGGACGCAUGUACAUCGUGGAGAGAGGAGACUACUGCAGUCACAACGAGUGGCAGGCCGAGAACCCCAACAUCCAGUCCAUCCGUAGAGUGGUCAACUACUUCUAAACCUUUUCCCCUGUCCCGCCCCAGACCCGCAUGGACUGACUUUCACCAUUCUAGAAAUGUACAAUAAAAAAAAAUACAUUUAAAAAACAUAACACCACAAAUGUAUUUUUAAUCGAACACUUGCUGUGUUAUGUUUCUGUGAGAUAUGUGUGAGUGUACGAGGGUCUAUAUAGAGCAGUGGUUUUCAACCUGGGUACUAGGACCCCUGGGGGUACUUGGGAAGACUCAUUAAGAAUAUUGGCUUAACGAUUGAUUGCACAUGAGGGGGUACUGCGAGAGCAAAACAUAUCUGGGGUAAGGUACCCCAAAAAGGUUAUGAUUAGAUAGCACAGGCGGUUGGUGGCACCUUAAUUGGGGAGAAUGGGCUCGUGGUAAUGACUCAGUGGAAUGGUAUCAAACACAUGGUUUCCAUGUGCUUGAUGCCAUUCCAUUUGCCCCGUUCAAGACGUUAUGAGCCAUCCUCCCCUCAGCAGCCUCCACUGGUAGAUACGGUAUAGAGCACAGGCAUAAGAAAAAUAAAUGUUCAUACGAUCACUCAUGAGGCAUGAGGCACAAAUACAUACUAAUUGCAAA
Oncorhynchus masou masou (cherry salmon) is the source of this 6005-nucleotide messenger RNA. Its product is annotated as gamma-crystallin N-B-like. NCBI's taxonomy places the organism in Eukaryota, Metazoa, Chordata, Actinopteri, Salmoniformes, Salmonidae. The coding region runs from base 4863 to 5432 and encodes 189 amino acids. The record is from RefSeq and is a predicted model, not a curated record. Gene Ontology annotation, biological process: visual perception; lens development in camera-type eye. Gene Ontology annotation, molecular function: structural constituent of eye lens. The transcript has 3 exons.